AUGCACCAUCAGCAUGCUGUUCAGAACAACAAGUUUAGUGUUCUAGUUUCUUCGUAUAAGGAUUCUUCUUACACGGAUAAGGAUGUUUAUUACACGAUAGAUUUUGAUGUAACAUCCUCAUCGUACCAUAUGGUAGUUGAAAGUCAUCCUUGUGAUUCGCAUUUACCUUCUCGUUCCCUAAGUAGUGAUUCAUGUGGUGCCCUAAUCGGAUUAGCUUCUGAUAGAUGCAAUGCAUACCAAAAGAUGUGCUUGUGGAAUUCAUUAACUAGAGAACGCAAGAAUAUGUUUAUACGAACAUCAAUCCGUUGCAGAAACUAUGCAUACUUGUUCAGAAAUGGGGUUUAUUAUGAUUGUAAAAUUGAUGAUUACAAGUUGUUCAAAUUAGAGUGCUAUGAAGGAUAUGACGAUGAGUCUUGUAAAGUUUGGGUCUCUAGAUUAGGUUCAAAUACAUGGCAUCGUAUUGCAGAGAUGCGUUAUGAUGUAUCACGUCACUCUGAUAUAUGUGUGACGCCUUUAAAUGGAAUUAUUCAUUGGAUAGAAGAGAGUAAAGUUAUAUUUUCGUUCGAUAUAGUUGAGAUGCAAACCAAAGAAAUCCAAAUACCCAGUUGCUAUUUAGAAAAUGAGUCAUACCCGUUUGAUGAUAUGGAAGUGGGUGUUUUGGGAGAGCAACUUUACCUAUCAGUUAAUGCUGCAGACAACAUUGAUCUAUGCGUGAUGAAAGAUUAUGGAGUUGUAGAUUCUUGGACCAAAAUUUUCAGCCUUUUGAAAAAUGAAAUUAACUUUGGUUAUUUAUGGCCCCUGCAUUAUCUCAACAAGAAUUGCGAGAUUCUAUUACAUGCAUAUGUAUGUGUAGAAGAUGAAGAUUCUGACAAGGAUGUUUUAGUCUCUUAUGACUUAAAAAGUGGAAGACUUGUGACUCUGGAUAUCCCCUGCCUGCCAAAGUAUUUUUCUCCGACAACUGUGGUUGGAAGUCUAGUUUCACCCAAUUCAGGUACAUUCGUCGGAGUAGCAAAUAUUUCUAAGGUGGCGUGA
This is a messenger RNA of Papaver somniferum (opium poppy), 1032 nucleotides long. RefSeq names its product F-box protein CPR1-like. NCBI's taxonomy places the organism in Eukaryota, Viridiplantae, Streptophyta, Magnoliopsida, Ranunculales, Papaveraceae. Bases 1 to 1032 code for a protein of 343 amino acids. The record is from RefSeq and is a predicted model, not a curated record. The transcript has a single exon.